UUACGCCGCUGUGUCACGCUUGCGCACUAGGGCCAAAAAUGCGGAUGCAGUGUUUGUGAUUUUCGGUGCAGGCGGCAAGUACCGACGUAAAGAAAAGUAGUCUAAGGGUUUUUAUUACAUCGUCUAAGUUGCAUUUUAAAGCGAAGGUUUUAUUUUUCAUAGAAGUUUAAGAUGGGAUCACCAGGACUUCGAUCAGAAUUGGAGGAGUACCUAAAGCAGCUUAACAUUGAAACGGUCUGCGUUGACCACCCGGAGGUGUUUACCGUGGAGGAAAUGAUGCCGCACGUGCAGCACCUUAAGGGAGCCGUCACGAAAAACCUUUUUCUCAAGGACAAGAAGAAGAAGGGCCUUUGGCUCGUGUCCACCCGACAUGAUCGGCAGCUAAACCUGAACGACUUGGCCAAGAAGCUGGGUGUUGGCAGCGGUAACCUCCGCUUUGCCGAGGAAUCGGUCAUGCUGGAGAAGCUGAAAGUGGCCCAGGGCUGUGCCACGGCUUUGGCACUCUUCUGCGACCAGGAUAAAAGCGUCAAAUGUGUGCUGGACAGCGACCUGGUGACUGGGGGUCACGAAAGGGUGUAUUUUCACCCCAUGACCAACGCAGCCACUAUGGGGUUGACACCAGAAGAUUUACUGAAAUUCUUAAGGGAAACAGGACAUGAUCCUAUUCUGCAGAGCUUUGAUUAGAAGACUCAGCUCUGGCUCAAGUUAUGUGGUACAUUGCUGGCUGAAAAGUGGCUGCCUGCAAUCAAAAUGUUAUCAUCGAAUGUAAUUCAGGCAAUUAUUUUUUUUACUGUAACUGAUUUUAGUUAAUUUUCUGGCAUUAAAAGGAAUUUAUGCCCUGCAGAAUAAA
This is a messenger RNA of Brienomyrus brachyistius, 850 nucleotides long. RefSeq names its product prolyl-tRNA synthetase domain containing 1 (gene prorsd1). The transcript is spliced from 2 exons. Bases 172 to 684 code for a protein of 170 amino acids. The record is from RefSeq and is a predicted model, not a curated record. Gene Ontology annotation, molecular function: aminoacyl-tRNA deacylase activity. Lineage: Eukaryota; Metazoa; Chordata; Actinopteri; Osteoglossiformes; Mormyridae.